Messenger RNA from Paramecium octaurelia, 3163 nucleotides. Lineage: Eukaryota; Ciliophora; Oligohymenophorea; Peniculida; Parameciidae. The record is from the annotation of a GenBank genome assembly.
AUGUAUAUCUGUAAAACAGGGAUAGUAUUAUUAUUGAUCAGAAUUGGAUAAUGCUAGGAUCUCCCAAUUCCAACUAGCUAGGAUAUUAGCGGGACGGCGUUAUCAAUGUUUUUCAUAUUCUUUUUUUUGGGGAUUGGAUCGUUCAUGAAGGAGAUUAAUAAGAAAUUAAAGGUAAAUUGUAUGGGCAAUGAUGUAGAUUCCAUUUUCUCCAAUGCUAUUUGUUUUGGGAUUGUUUUUCGGGUUUUAUUGGGAUUCAUUGGGUAUCAUAGGGCAAAGUUGUAAGAAGGUCAGCGAAAUUGAGCCGGUACUAAUUUAGGGAUGUAUGUUUUCAGAUCGGAGUGUUACUAAUAUUUCUGCCAACGUUGAUUUACGAAUCUGGUUACAACUUCGAUUGGCAUUUAUUCAAGAGACUUUUUGCUUAGACUACAAUAUUGGCAUUUCCUUGCGUGAUAAUAUUAUCUACAUUAUUGUAAUUAUCUGUAAAAGUAAUACUAAACUACGGGGAUGAUUAUUUUACUUGGGAGAGUGCUUUCAUGUUUGGAGCAAUGUUGAGUUGUACUGAUACAGUUGCAGUGUUGGCAUUAUUGAAGGAGAGUGGAGCAUAGAAGAAGUUUUAGAGUUUGAUAGAAGGAGAGAGUUUAUUGAAUGAUGGGGCAUGUGUAAUGUUAUUUUAGAUAUCAUACGGGAUAGUGAGGGGGAGAUCUGCAUCUGCCUUUGAUGUAGGCUCAUUGUUUUUUACAUUAUGCGUGGGUGGAACAUUGAUUGGAUUAGUGUUUGGCAUGGCAUGUGUCUAUUGGAUAAGGAAGAUAGCAAACGAUGAGAUUCUCAUAUUGAACAUAACGAUAGUCUCAGCCUUUUUGGUGUAUUUCAUAUCUGAGAAUGUCGACUUUGGAGUACACAUAUCGGGUGUCUUAGGGUUGGUAUCAUUGAGUUUGUUUAUGGCAGCAUUUGGGAGAUCUCGUAUAUCUCAUGAGGCUGAUCAUGCAUUGAGAGAGUUUUGGGAAUACGUUGUAUUUGCAAGUGAAGUCAUCAUUUUCAUUUUGGGUGGAAUCAUUGCAGGAAUUCGAGUGUUCAAGGACGAGAGUGAAAUCACACAAUUGGAUUUCUACAAGAUGAUUGCUCUUUGGUGGUGUUUAAUGGGAUGCAGAUUCAUCUCGAUCGCAGUGUUCUACCCUUGGCUUAAGAAACUGGGGUAUGGAUUGUCCUGGUCGUAGAUAUUGGUCUUAACAUAUGGAGGAUUGAGAGGAUCAAUUGGUAUUGCCUUUGCUUUAAUCGUUGCCAAGGACGAAUCAUUACCUACUAAAUGGAGAGACAUCAUCUUAUUUCAUAUGUCAGGCAUUGCUGUUUGCACUCUAGUGGUUAAUGGUACUACUCUCUCUUUGUUGAUCAAAUUGCUGGGUCUGUCUACUUAAUCCGAUAUAAGAGAAAAGAUUUACUCUAAUUUCUUGACUAAGUUGAAUGAAGAGAUAGAGUACGAAUGCAAAAAAAAUAAUGAGUUGAAAUAUUUAAAAGAGGCUGAUGUGGAAUAUGUCAAAACUCUGAGUGGCUAUAAGGUCUACUAAUCAGAUUGUAAUAAAAUUAUUGAUAAAUUGGCUAAGCAUGAGAAGGCUUAAAAGGAGAUUCAGAUGAAGAACAUCCAUCAACCAUUAAUGGAUGAGGAAGAGGAUCAAGAAUUAGAUCAAAAUCUAUUGACAGAAAUCAGAAGAAUCUUUCUUAUGGCAUUGAAAGGAAUCUACAUGGAAUAAUUUGAAUCUAAUCAAUGCAGUCCUGAUACAAUUAUUCUUUUGACUGAAAGUGCCAAUUUGGAUCUUGACAAUGACAAAGAACCCAUGAACUCGUGGGAAUUUCUCUAAAGUCAAUUCUCAGAGAGAUACAUCAAUUUACUAUUUUACAUGAAAGACAGGUUUCUCAUUGGAAUUUUGGCUAGAAAUCAUUUAUUUUCAUACAUCUACACAAUAUAUGAUGCUGUAUCUGUGUAUAUUGAAGCGAUUACCAUAUUGAAGGAGGAGGCAUCACAUUAUCAUUUUUCAUAAAAUCUAUUGUUGGAAAUCUUGAAUGAGGUGGAAGAUAAUAAAAAGUCAGCAGUAUCCUAUUUGGAGGGAUACUUGGAAGUGUCCUUUCCUGAGAUAUCAAGAGAGUUACAUACAAAAAAGGCUGCUUUUGAAAUCUUGGAGUUUGAGAAGUCUGUAUUGAAGAACAACCUCCAAUCUGGUCAAUUGAAUGAUAAGGAGUUUCUGAGAAUGAAAAGAAAUAUCGAUAAAAAGAUGAAGAAUUUAAAUGACUUAAAUCCUCCUUGGUAAAUGCCAUCGUUGGUCGACAUACUUACUCAACAUGAAUUGUUUAAGUCACUAUCACAAUCAAAUAUCCUGAAAUUGUUGGAAGGUUCAAGGGAAGAUUCAUUUGGCAGAGAUCAGUUGAUUUUCAAGGAAGGAGAUAGAGCCAAUGAGAUCUGUAUCAUAACUAGAGGGGCUGGCAAUGAGUUUAGUGAUAGAUCAAAAAUAAGAGAGAGACGAACUUUGAAUGAGGUUACACCCAUUUAUAUGUUGGUGGCUCCUUCCAUUCGAUAUCAAACAUCAUUGGUGGCUGAUUGCGUCAUCAAUGCCACUUUCAUCAAGAUUCAGCAUAUGCAAACCAUUAUGAAAUAAAUUCCAGAGUUUGAAGAAGCCAUUUGGAGAACUUCUAUACCUCUUUUGUGUCGAGUGUAUAGUGAUCACUUAAAGCCAUUGUGCAAUUUAAAAAUGAAUUAGAUAACAGAGGUAGUAUCGAAAUCAGUGUUUCAGAAGAUAAAGAAAAAUCAAUUAAUCAGAUUUGAAUAGGGCGGAAUAUUAUUGAAAGGUACGAACGGUUUUGUCAUAAUUAGGUACACUAUGUGAGGGCAAGGAGAGCAUUUAGGAGGCAUCUUCAGAAGACGAGGACGCCUUAAAAAGUUAAGAGGAGGAGAAGGACUCUACGUAGAGAGAUGCUCUGUGUUUGAUCAGUCCUACAUCCUCACCAUUGAGGGCGAGGACUGGAAUAAUAGUGUUAUUAUUCAAGCAAUAUUAACUGCUUGAAUAGUAUAAUUAAUUAAAUCAGAAUAUUAAUGAGGGGGGUAAAUUUUCGAAUAGGAGGUCGAGCAAAUCAGAUUUAUAGAAAAGAUCUUUGACAGUCAUACAUUGAAGAGUGA